AUGGGGAGAUAUCAAAAUAAGGUCUGUGUGAUUACCGCUUCUGCUACUGGCAUCGGUUUUGCCAUCGCCAAAAGAAUGGGACAAGAAGGUGGAAAAAUUGUGAUAAGCUCAAGAAACGAAAAACACGUCCAAGCUGCUGUUGAAGAAUUAAGGAAAGAAGGAAUUGUUGCUGAAGGUGUGGUUUGCCAUGUAGGAAAAGACAGACAAAAAUUAGUGGAUUUUGCUGUAGAUAAGUUCGGAGGAAUUGAUGUCCUUGUCAAUAAUGCUGCGGUCUCUACUGCAUUUGGACCUACAAUGGAUAUCACAGAGUUAGCUUAUGAUAGAAUGUUUGAUAUCAACAUAAAGGCUGGAUUUUUCUUAUUGAAGACCGCGCUGCCUUGGCUUAAAAAAAGCAAAAGCCCUUCAGUUUUAUUUGUGUCUAGCUAUGGAGGAUAUGCCCCUUCGCCAGCAAUUGGGAUUUAUGGAGUGACUAAAACAGCUUUGAUUGGGAUGACAAAAAUGCUGGGAAUUGAACUGGCUGGGGCUGGAAUCAGAGUUAAUGGGAUUGCGCCAGGGAUAAUCAAGACGAGAUUCUCUGAAGCGAUUUGGGAGAGUGAAGAAGUGAAAAGAAAUCCGAUGGGGAGGAUGGGAAAUCCUGGAGAAUGUGCAAGUGUUGCUGCGUUUUUGGUGCAGUGAUGAGGUAAAGUUUUAUAAAGCCAUAAGCAGGACCACCACUAGCAGGACUAUCUUGACUCAAAGAAAGAAGCCUUCGCUGGGUGAAUAUACGCCUGAGUGCAAAUGGUGCCAAAGCCCAACCAAAAUUCUACCCUCUUGAGUUUUUCUGGAGAAAACUUGCCUAACUUAAGGAUCAGCUCCUCCCUAGGUUAGAGCCACCCUCUAUCAGGUGCCCCAAUAGUCCCGGUAGAUGAAGACUAUAUGAGAGGCAAAACAUGUCUAGCCUUCUAAGAAGAAGCAAAACUUUCCUCUUCGGCGAGGCUUCCCCAAACCUGAAAGCCUACUUCAAAAGAGGCAGAGUCUCUAUUUUCAGCUUCAUCAGAUGAGUCUGACGUGCUCCAUAGGGAGUGCGCCUCGGAGACCAAUUUCCAUCAGCAUUACCAUUUUAUUUCUGUUGCAGUGAUGAAGCAUCUUAUGUUAAUGGGGAAACUGUGGUUAUUGCUGGAGGAUAUCAUGCGAGACUAUAA
Messenger RNA from Blepharisma stoltei, 1181 nucleotides. The record is from the annotation of a GenBank genome assembly. Lineage: Eukaryota; Ciliophora; Heterotrichea; Heterotrichida; Blepharismidae.